AUGUCUCAUAGUCAAGAACCACCGCCCCCGUACGCCGAUACUUCAGAGCGUGUAGCGCCUGAGAAGCGUCCGUCUUCGCCACCCCAGGAUGACCGCCCUGCUGCGAAGGUUAGGCGAGACUUGGACUCGUUCGACUCUUCCACAGCAGACUCACAGAGUCAGACCGCCAACGAGUCCCAGUGUAGCCAAUCUGGCAUGACCUACGAUCAAACCGAAGUCAGUGUGCCUCACGUAGGGAGUGUUUUGCAUGAUCUUGUAUCGAACAGCAACGCCGCUCGUAUAACCUUGUAUGAAGAGCACAAGGCAGGUGUCAAAGCCCUGGAAGCGUACACAGUCGCCAACACGCACCUGGCUUACGUUCGCCGUGAAGAGGAUUACAUGGCAAAGGUACAGAAUUAUAGCGAGCAUGUUCGCCAGGAGUGGUGGAGGUGUUACGACCGUAGCGUUCAGCUGGAGGUUGAACUGGCAAAACAUGGGAUACCGUUGCCCUCUCCCUACCUCGAGGAAUACCACCGAUUCGCACCUCCAGAAGACCUGCCAACUGCAGAGUUAUGGACCACCAAAUGGGAGAAGUUAUAUGACAACGAGCGGUAUGUGAAGUGGAAGAAUGCAGGGUUUCUUGACCCAGAUGUUGUAUUGUGGGUCGAAGGACAAACCAAAGGGUCCACAGAGACUACCCCACCCCCAUCUUUCACCACCAAAUCCAUUUCCGAACAUCCUAGGGAUAUUCCUGAUACUCCGGUCAUUCGAUUCUACCCGCAAAACCUCGCCAAAAUCGCGGACAUGCUCAAGCGCUGUGCUCUAGAGAAACACUCGGCAUCGCAGACGUCGGAGACAGGCGGAAUGCUGGAGAGUCAAUGUAGUACAUUUACUAUCCCGGAGGAGCUUCUGAGUUGGUUCAUGGAAGAGCUUGUGAAGAUGAAGGGGGAGACGGAGGAGGAGAACGCAGUGGAGAUCAGUGGUUCGCUCGCGCAGGCUAUACAGGAGGUUCUUUCGGAAAGCCAAGAGAGUGAUGGUUACACACAACUAAGCAAGGAGUAA
Stereum hirsutum FP-91666 SS1 is the source of this 1041-nucleotide messenger RNA. RefSeq lists its product as uncharacterized. The transcript has 4 exons. Bases 1 to 1041 code for a protein of 346 amino acids. The record is from RefSeq and is a predicted model, not a curated record. NCBI's taxonomy places the organism in Eukaryota, Fungi, Basidiomycota, Agaricomycetes, Russulales, Stereaceae.